CACGCGCGCCUGAAUAGUGAACGGUGACGUACUCACUUCCCCGUUAGCCGUAGUUCUAAUCGGCCAGUCGCGUUGACCUCCGCUAGUUGAUUCCUGCUUGAAUACCUAGGCAUCAAACAAGUGUAGUGCACUUCCUACCGUCGUUGUUCGCCUGUCAAUAAUGGAUCUCUCCCAUCAGUAGAAGCGUCUUUUGUGGAAAGAAGUUUUCCUCAUGUAAUAAAUGUCUAAACUUGACCUCGAAAGUGUGCUCGGUGGAAAUGUUCCUAACAAAAAACUCAGCGCUCAUUGCUAGUGUUUGGUUUCGACAGCCUUGUCCUUGCGUAAUAACAGCAGUAAAUUCGGGACUCAAUGGAGCGGCUAUCAGUAUCCGAAGGUGGAUGGCCUCCGGGUCAAAGGGACCGGUCGAGACGUUGCGGGAAAAGCUGGUGCGUAAGGAAAUUCGACCGGAUGCGCACCAGGAAAAGAUCACCGGGGCGCUGCAGAUUGUGUAUGACAACAUCCAGGGCUACGAGCCACCCAAACCGGCCAGCGGUCUGGCAAAAUGGUUUUCGAGCGGGGCGAGGAAAGCUGAUGCUCCCAAGGGCCUGUACAUCUACGGCAGUGUGGGUGGAGGAAAAACCAUGCUGAUGGACAUGUUCUACGAUUGCUGUGAGGUUGACCGGAAGCGAAGAGUGCAUUUCAAUUCGUUCAUGACCGACGUCCACAAGAAGGUGCACGAGAUCAAAUCCAAACAGGUCCGGGACGCCAGCAACAACAAACCGCAACCCUUCGAUCCGAUUAAACCGGUCGCCGAAAUCAUCACCAACGAUUCCUGGCUGAUAUGCUUUGACGAGUUCCAGGUCACCGACAUAGCCGAUGCGAUGAUCCUCAAAAGAUUGUUCACAUACCUGUUUGAUAGUGGCGUCAUCGUGGUGGCCACCAGCAAUCGAGCCCCGGAUGAUCUGUACAAGAACGGACUGCAGCGGAGUAAUUUCGUUCCAUUCAUAGGCGUUUUAAAAAGCCAUUGCGAUGUCAUUACGUUGGACAGUGGAGUAGAUUAUCGAACGGCGACGCUCAAGGGUGAAGGAGCGCAUUACUUUGUGAAAUCGAAAGUCGAUGCUGAUGCAGCACUAGAUAAGGUAUUCAAAGUAUUAUGUAGCCAGGAAAACGACAUGAUCCGCCCGAAGACGUUCACCCAUUUCGGUCGUAACGUUUCGUUUGCCAAAACAUGUGGCCAGGUGCUGGAUAGCACGUUCGAAGAACUUUGUGAUAGACCAAUCGGUGCAUCGGAUUACAUUCAGAUAGCACAAUACUUCCACACCGUACUGAUACGAGAUGUUCCGCAACUGAACUUGAAACUGAAAUCGCAAACACGCCGUUUCAUCACGUUGAUCGACACAUUGUACGACAAUCGUGUGAGGAUUGUUGUUUCAUCGGACAUGCCGUACAAGCAACUGUUUUCGAACGAAAAACCAACGGACAUUCACACCUCGGACGAACACCGGAUGCUUAUGGACGACCUAAAAAUUACCAAGGAUUCUGGCGACGCCAGUUCCAACAUUUUUACCGGCGACGAGGAGGCAUUCGCUUUCGAGCGUACGGUUUCCCGUCUGGCGGAAAUGCAAACUGCCGAAUACUGGUCCUUGUGGGAGAAACACAGAUAAGAGAGGCUGUACAGAAGCAGUACUUAUUUAUUGUACGAAAUGUGCCUAACCCGAGGUACACAAGCUGGCUUGAGGUGUCAGAUUAGCUAAAUGAAGGCUUUCGUGGGAGCUUAGUCACGCACACGGGUCCUACCUGUUCAAUG
This is a messenger RNA of Uranotaenia lowii, 1786 nucleotides long. Its product is annotated as putative ATPase N2B. Gene Ontology annotation, molecular function: ATP hydrolysis activity; ATP binding. Bases 258 to 1643 code for a protein of 461 amino acids. The transcript has 6 exons. NCBI's taxonomy places the organism in Eukaryota, Metazoa, Arthropoda, Insecta, Diptera, Culicidae. The record is from RefSeq and is a predicted model, not a curated record. Gene Ontology annotation, cellular component: mitochondrion; cytoplasm.